Messenger RNA from Adineta steineri, 765 nucleotides. NCBI's taxonomy places the organism in Eukaryota, Metazoa, Rotifera, Eurotatoria, Adinetida, Adinetidae. The record is from the annotation of a GenBank genome assembly.
AUGGCACUUUGGGAACAAGGAGGUAGCAGUGGUUUUCAACAACGAAAAGCUGCUGGUGAUAAUGAUGCUGGUAAUGCUCAGCGUGCAUCAGUCAAAGGUGUCUUAACAUGUACAUUAGCCACAAUUCUUAAUGCAAAGCAUUCUGAAGCAGAUAAUUGUUUCGUAUAUAAACAUUUAAAAUUUAAUACAGUUAUGCUUAUGGGUUUAAUUCGUGAAGCAAAUCAUGAAGUUAAUGGUAGUUUAGCUACAUAUGAAAUUGAUGAUCAUUCUGGUGGUUUACUUGAAAUAAAAUGGUGGCAUGAUGAUUCUGGUGAACCAUUAAAACCAUUAACUUAUGUUAAAGUUGUUGGUCAAGUUAAAAUUUUUUCUAAUAAAGUUCAUGUUGUAGCACAUCAUAUUAGUAAAAUGCAAUCAUUAAAUGAAUUAAUAGCUCAUUCAAUCGAAUGUAUUCAUGCUAGUAUGAAUAUUCGAAAACAAGGCGAACUUACUGGAACAAAUAUGGGAACAAAUAAUAAUAAUCAUCAUACUGGUAGUGGUGGUAUGCAUAGUCAACAAGUAUCAAAUGGUUUUACACCAGUACAAAAUGCUGUUCUUAAUUUAUUAAAAACAGUAACAUCAAUGACAGGUUAUAGUGUAACAGAAAUAUGUAAACAAUUAAAGCAAUUUAGUGAAAAUCAAGUCAAGCAAGCAUUAGAAUUUCUUUCUGGUGAAGGUCAUAUCUAUUCAACAACAGAUGAUGAUCAUUUUCGUGCUGCUAGCAAUUAA